UCUGUUUUUAAAUAAAUGAAACCCAAGAAGAGCUCCACCCCUGAUCGUUGGUUCAACAGCAAUAACCCGCUGUCGGCUGCCUUUGCCACAGUGAGACUUGGACAGGAUCACAGCAAGAUGCAGGCCCCGGGGGGCCCCAGCCCUGGGCAGACUUGCGUGCUGAUUCUGAUUUUCACCGUGCUCCUGCAGUCCCUCUGUGUGGCCGUGACUUACAUGUACUUCACCAGGGAGCUGAAGCAGAUGCAGGACAAGUACUCCCGAAGUGGCAUUGCCUGCUUCUUAAAGGAAGACGACAUCCCAUGGGACCCCCAUGAUGAGGACAGUAUGAACAGCCCCUGUGGACAAGUGAAGUGGCAACUCCAUCAAGUUGUUAGAAAGAUGAUUUUGAAAACCUAUGAGGAAACCAUUCCUACAGUUCCAGAAAAACAGCUAAAUAUUCCUAGCCUAGUAAGUGAAAGGAGUCUUCAGAGAGCAGCAGCUCACAUAACUGGAAGUAGCCGGAGAAGAAGCUCGUUUCCAGUUCCAAGCUCCAAGAAUGAAAAAGCUUUGGGCCAGAAACUAAACUCCUGGGAGUCAUCGAGAAAAGGACAUUCAUUCUUAAAUAAUUUGCUCUUGAGGAAUGGAGAGCUGGUUAUCCAUCGAAGGGGGUUUUAUUACAUCUAUUCCCAAACAUACUUUCGGUUUCAGGAACCUGAGGAAAUUUCAGGAACAAGUUCAACAGAACAGAACAAAAAGAAAAACAAACAAAUGGUACAAUAUAUUUACAAAUACACAAGUUAUCCUGACCCUAUACUGCUGAUGAAAAGUGCUAGAAAUAGUUGUUGGUCUAAAGAUUCUGAAUAUGGACUCUAUUCCAUCUAUCAAGGUGGGAUAUUUGAGCUUAAGGAAAAUGAUACAAUUUUUGUCUCUGUAAAUAAUAAGCAAUUGAUUGACAUGGACCGAGAAGCCAGUUUUUUCGGGGCCUUUUUAGUUGGCUAAUUAAUCUGCAAAGAAAAAACAAUAUUCUCAAAGUGACCCUUCACAAAAAGUAAGGAAAUCUGAGCAAAGCCGCUUCAACCAGAAGACCCAAAAAGCAACACACGCUUCUCUAAUAUCUCUGAAAAUGACCAAGUCAUUUUAAGAAAGCGAAAUUCCCAAAGACCUUUCAGGGGUCUACAAGAUAUCAGUUUGCUCGCAGAAAUCUAGAAGAUUCUGUUUCCAAACACUUGUGUAGCAAUCAACAGCUGUCUUUAUUAUCUACUCUUGUGAGGAUUCCAGAAGAAAUAUUAAUGAUCCAUCUCUUUUUUUGGAGGCUCCACACUGGCUGUGUGGAGGCCAACACGGGGCUUGAACUCACAACCCUGAUGUCAACGCCUGAGCUGAGAUCAAGAGUCAGACAUUUAACCAACUGAGUCACCCAGGCCCCCAGUGAUCCAUCUCGUAAGUAGUACAUCACCUUGGUCAUUUCCAGGUUACCAUAACGGACAACAAGGAGAACCACUAAAAGGUCAUGAUAUUGGGAGGUAGCCUCUGUCAAUAUAUGGGAUGUGCAAAGGGUGUUUGCGUCAUGCAUGACCUUACAGGAGUUAUCUCAUACACCUGGAUUUGAUGGAGAUAAGAACAUUCUACUCAAAAUAAUAUCAUUUUGUU
Molecule: messenger RNA, 1629 nt
Organism: Lutra lutra (Eurasian river otter)
Lineage: Eukaryota; Metazoa; Chordata; Mammalia; Carnivora; Mustelidae
Gene: TNFSF10
Product: TNF superfamily member 10
Exons: 5
Coding region: 16-978 (320 amino acids)
Biological process (GO): immune response
Cellular component (GO): membrane
Molecular function (GO): CD40 receptor binding; tumor necrosis factor receptor binding
Source: RefSeq, a predicted model, not a curated record